Bemisia tabaci is the source of this 588-nucleotide messenger RNA. The record is from RefSeq and is a predicted model, not a curated record. NCBI's taxonomy places the organism in Eukaryota, Metazoa, Arthropoda, Insecta, Hemiptera, Aleyrodidae.
AUGUGGCCAGACAACGAGAAGUCAACUAAAAAAAGGCGAUCCAAAGAGACGUUACCCAGCAUCAUCAGCUCGAAGAAGUGGCAGCAAAUAGUUGAAGAAAAAGAAAAAGCAAAACAAGAUGCUGAAGAUGAGAAGAAACGGAGGAAAGAGGAACGAGAGGAGAAGAAAAAAUUGAAGUUAGCGGCUGCAGAAGAGAAGAAAAAAAAUAAACAAAAGCGAAAACCAUCAAAGAAGGAGAUACAAAAUUACUGCAUUGAGGAGGAGGAGGAGGAUGCUGAUGUUCCUGACAAUGAGGAAGCUGUAGGAGAUGAAGAUGAUGUCCUAUCAGAUAGCGGUAACUCUAAAACAUUUAAAAAGGAAGACUAUGUAAUUGUCGUUUAUGAAGAAGAGUAUUUUCCAGGUCAAAUUACAAAAAUAGAUGAGACAGCGACAGUAAAAACAAUGAAACCAGCCGGCAUUGGAAUCUGGAAGUGGCCGCUUAGAGAUGACAUUUGUGAAUACGAAUUCAGUGACAUUCAAACUGUCAUUAAACCGCCUGUAUUAUGCAAUAAAAGAGGAUUCUAUAAGGUCCCUGACUCCCUGAGAUGA